ACAUGGCUUGUUCUGCUCUGCUUCUUUCUUCUUUCACAAGGGCAACCAAAUAAAGAUUGUCUGUCGAUCAUCUGAACCUCAGGAGCCAUGGGGAACACCAGCAGCGAGCGUUCUGGAGUGGAGCGCCAGGGAGGCCAUAAGACCCCUCGAAGAGACAGCCCUGGGGGAACAAAGGAUGGAGACAGGCCCAAGAUUCUGAUGGACAGUCCGGAAGAUGCUGACUUGUUCAAUGCAGAAGAAAUAAAAGCUCCGAUGGAGAAAGACGAAUUCCUGGCUUGGCAACAUGAUAUGGAGGUGAAUGACAAAGCUCCCACUCAAGCCCAGCCAACUGUAUUCCGCUGGACUGGCGGAGGCAAGGAAGUUUAUUUAUCCGGCUCCUUUAACAACUGGAGCAAACUCCCACUGACCCGGAGCCACAAUAAUUUUGUAGCAAUCCUCGAUCUUCCAGAAGGUGAACACCAGUACAAGUUCUACGUGGAUGGUCAGUGGACUCACGAUCCUUCAGAGCCUGUUGUCACCAGCCAGCUAGGGACUGUCAACAAUGUUAUUCAGGUGAAGAAAACAGACUUUGAAGUCUUCGAUGCUUUAAUGGUGGAUUCCCAAAAGUGCUCCGACGUGUCCGAAUUGUCAAGCUCACCACCUGGACCGUAUCACCAGGACCCAUACAUCAUUAAGCCUGAAGAGAGGUUCAAGUCCCCCCCCAUUCUUCCUCCCCACCUACUGCAAGUCAUCCUGAACAAAGACACUGGAAUUUCCUGCGAUCCUGCCCUGCUUCCUGAACCAAAUCACGUCAUGCUGAAUCACCUCUACGCACUGUCCAUCAAGGACGGAGUGAUGGUUCUGAGUGCCACCCACCGUUACAAGAAGAAAUAUGUGACAACGUUGCUAUACAAGCCCAUAUGAAGGAGGGAAAGGAAAGUGGACUGGCCAAAGAGCAGCGGAAUCGCAACCCAAAUUAUCCCCCCCAAGGCAGCAGCACCCUUGCUGUUAAACUGUAAAAAAAAGAGCCCCACGUGGUUGAAUUGGUGCCUUGCUGGCCCUCUCCUUUCCUCUUCUUCUGAUCAAGACAGGCUGGCUCUGGGUUUGUCAAUGAAGCAGUAAGCUUCUUCCUGCUAAUUCCUAGCUGCCUGCAGGGAAAAAAUGAAGGGCAGCCAAACUAUGCAGUGCAGUUAGCCUUGGAAAUGAAACAAAUUCUUCAGCACAUCCCACACACAAGCCAGAAGACUGCUGCUGGAAUGGAGGGGGAGGGGGCUUGAAUUGGUUGUUCCUGAAAGUGGCUUACUUGUGUAAUCCUAAAUUAUUGUGUCGCUUUCCAGCCAAACCUGUCCUGUCUGCCAUUUCACGUUUUCAGUUAAUGAUCACAGUAGCAAUAAGGACCAAAGAGGGGGAGACUGCCCACUCUCUCCAGUGGUGCUUUUAGCCAAGUAAACAUCGAUGGUUUUGUAACUGCCUGGGUCCUCAGCAAUCAAAGCAGCUUGUUCCUUGGAAUAAUCAAUGGCAGCAUCCACUCCGGAAGCAGCAGCUUACGUCCGCCUGCCUUGUAGUUGGUAUUUACCCUGUUCAGAAAUUAGUUUUAAUAAAUAAAGUAACAGUGG
Python bivittatus (Burmese python) is the source of this 1595-nucleotide messenger RNA. The record is from RefSeq and is a predicted model, not a curated record. NCBI's taxonomy places the organism in Eukaryota, Metazoa, Chordata, Lepidosauria, Squamata, Pythonidae.